GCCCUUUCGCGUGUCCGCGCUCCCUCCCCUUCUCCGCCACCUCCUCCUCCUCCAUUUUGCGAGCUCGUGUCUGUGACUGGAGCCCGAGUCACCGCCCGCCCGUCGGGGACGGAUUCUAGUGGGUAGAAGGAGACGCCGCAGCCGGAGCAGCCGGAGCGGCCGGGCGCCGGGACUGGGGACGCGUGACGCGCGCUCGGGAAUCCGGACUCCGAGACGCGAGCGGAGCCGGGCGGGGGACUGGCUUGUCAGCCGAGAAAUGGGAGACUUUCUUAAAUAGGGGCUCUCUCCUCCCGCCCAUGGAAAGGGGGCGGCUGUUUACUUCCUUUUUUUUUAAGAAAAAUAUAUUUCUCUCCUGCUCCUCCCGCUUUCACACGCUAACUUGUUUAUCUCGGCUGCGCUGGGAGCUGCGCACGGUGGCGGUGAGCGGGGCAGCUGCCAGAGCUGAGUUUCACCUAUGGACGCCAAAGAAUCAUUACCCACCCCCAGUAGAGAAGAAAUCCCCAGCAGUGUGCUUGGUCAGGAGAGGGAAAAUGUGUUGGACUUCUAUAAAACCCUAAGGGGAGGAGCUACUGUGAAGGUUUCUGCAUCUUCACCCUCACUGGCUGCUGCUUCUCAGUCAGACUCCAAGCAGCACAGACUUUUGAUUGAUUUUCCAAAAGGCUCAGUAAGCAAUGUGCAGCAGCCAGAUCUGUCCAAAGCAGUUUCACUCUCAAUGGGACUGUAUAUGGGAGAGACAGAAGCAAAAGUGAUGGGAAAUGACCUGGGAUUCCCACAGCAGGGCCAAAUCAGCCUUUCCUCUGGGGAAACAGACUUUCGGCUUCUGGAAGAAAGCAUCGCAAACCUCAGUAGGUCGACCAGUGUUCCAGAGAACCCCAGGAGUUCAGUGUCCACUGCUGUGUCUGCUGCCCCAACAGAGGAGUUUCUAAAAACUCAUUCCGGUGUAUCUUCAGAACAGCAAAAUUUGAAGGGCCAGACUGGCACCAGCGGUGGCAAUGUGAAGUUGUACACUGCAGACCAAAGCACCUUUGACAUUUUGCAGGAUUUGGAGUUUUCUUCUGGGUCCCCAGGUAAAGAGGCAAAUGAGAGUCCUUGGAGAUCAGACCUGUUGAUAGAUGAAAACUGUUUGCUUUCUCCUUUGGCAGGAGAGGAUGAUCCAUUCCUCUUGGAAGGAAACUUGAAUGAAGACUUCAAGCCUCUCAUUUUACCGGACACUAAACCUAAAAUUAAGGAUGAUGGAGAUCUGAUCUUAUCAGGCCCCAACAGUGUACCACUGCCCCAGGUGAAAACAGAAAAAGAAGAUUUCAUCGAACUGUGCACCCCUGGGGUAAUUAAGCAGGAAAAAUUGGGCCCAGCUUACUGUCGGGCAAGCUUUUCUGGAGCAAAUAUAAUUGGUAAUAAAAUGUCUGCCAUUUCUGUUCAUGGUGUGAGUACCUCUGGAGGACAGAUGUACCACUAUGACAUGAAUACAGCACCCCUUUCUCAACAGCAGGAUCAGAAGCCUAUUUUUAAUGUCAUUCCACCAAUUCCUGUUGGUUCAGAAAAUUGGAAUAGGUGCCAAGGAUCUGGAGAUGACAACUUGACUUCCCUGGGAACUUUGAACUUCCCUGGUCGGUCGGUUUUUUCUAAUGGCUAUUCAAGCCCUGGAAUGAGACCAGACGUAAGCUCUCCUCCAUCUAGCUCCUCAGCAGCAACGGGACCACCUCCCAAGCUCUGCCUGGUGUGUUCUGAUGAAGCUUCGGGAUGUCAUUAUGGAGUUUUAACUUGCGGAAGCUGUAAAGUAUUCUUCAAAAGAGCAGUGGAAGGACAACACAACUAUCUUUGUGCUGGAAGAAAUGACUGUAUCAUUGAUAAAAUUCGAAGAAAAAACUGCCCAGCAUGCCGCUAUCGAAAAUGUCUUCAGGCUGGAAUGAACCUGGAAGCUCGAAAAACAAAGAAAAAGAUAAAAGGAAUUCAGCAGACCACUACAGGAGUCUCACAAGAAACUUCUGAAAAUCCUGCUAACAGAACAGUAGUUCCUACAUCAUUACAACUCACCCCUACCCUGGUGUCACUGUUGGAGGUCAUUGAACCUGAGGUGAUAUAUGCAGGAUAUGAUAGCUCUGUUCCAGAUACGACUUGGAGGAUCAUGUCCACACUCAACAUGUUAGGUGGGCGGCAAGUGGUUGCAGCAGUGAAAUGGGCAAAGGCGAUACCAGGAUUCAGAAACUUACACCUGGAUGACCAAAUGACCCUACUGCAAUACUCAUGGAUGUUUCUCAUGGCAUUUGCCCUGGGGUGGAGAUCAUAUAAACAGUCAAGUUCAAACCUGCUGUGUUUUGCUCCUGAUCUGAUUAUUAAUGAGCAGAGAAUGGCUCUACCCUGCAUGUAUGAACAAUGUAAACAUAUGCUAUUUGUUUCAUCUGAGUUACAGAGGCUUCAAGUGUCUUAUGAGGAGUAUCUCUGUAUGAAAACCUUACUGCUGCUUUCUUCAGUUCCUAAGGAAGGUUUGAAAAGCCAAGAGCUAUUUGAUGAAAUUAGAAUGACCUACAUCAAAGAGCUAGGAAGAGCAAUUGUCAAGAGGGAAGGAAACUCCAGUCAGAACUGGCAACGGUUUUAUCACCUGACAAAAUUCUUGGACUCCAUGCAUGAUGUGGUUGAAAAUCUCCUUAAGUAUUGCUUCCAGACAUUUUUGGAUAAGACCAUGAGUAUUGAAUUUCCAGAGAUGUUAGCCGAAAUCAUUACCAAUCAGAUGCCAAAAUAUUCAAAUGGAAAUAUCAAAAAACUUCUAUUUCAUCAAAAGUGACUGCCUUAAUGAGAAAGAUUGCCUUAAAGAAAGUUGAAUUUAUUGCUUUUAUUGUGCAAACUAUCAAUUUGUCCUGUAGAGGUUUUGUUCUUUUAUUUUUCUUUUUUGUUUUUGUCUGUUUUAUUGUUUUGUUUUAAAUAUGCACUACAUGUGGUUUAUAGAGGGCCAAGAUUUGGCAGCAGAAGCGUUGAGUCAUCACUUUUUCAGUGAUGGGAAAGUAGAUAGUGAAGUUCAUUAAUUGAUAUAUAUCGGAAAUUAGAAACAAUAAUGUGGGGGUAAUCUCCACUGUUAGAGAAGGAUGGCACCUAAACCACCAGUGCCCAAAAUCUGCUUGAUGAACUUUCUGCUCAUACUUUUCAUAGUUGGCUGGAUAAAAUUUUCUGGAUUUUUUUUUUUUUUUUGGUGUAUUUUCCCCUGUAUAGUUAGGAUAACAUUUUAGAUUUAUGCAUGGAAAUCUGAAAAAAGUUUACAAGUGUAUAUCAGAAAAGGGAAGUUGUGCCUUUUAUAGCUAUUACUGUCUGGUUUUAACAAUUUCCUUUAUAUUCAGCAAACUACGCUUACUCAUUUUUUCUUACAUAAUUUUUGUAUUCAAGUUAUUGUACAGCUGUUUAAGAUGGGCAGCUAGUUCAUAGCUUUCCUAAAUAAACUCUAAACAUUAAUCUUCUGUGUGAAAAUGGGUUGGUGCUUCUAACCUGAUGGCACUUUGCUAUCAGAAGACCACAAAAAUUGACUCAAAUCUCCAGUAUUCUUGUCAAAAAAGCUCAUAUUUUGUAUAUAUCUGCUUCAGUGGAGAAUUAUAUAGGUUGUGCAAAUUAACCGUCCUAACUGGUACAGAGCACCUAGUCUAGUGACCUGCUGGGUAAACUGUGGAUGAUGGUUGCAAAAGAUUAAUUUAAAAAAUAAUAACUACCAAGAGGCCCUGUUUGUAUCUAAUGCCCUAUCUCUGCAAUGGUUAGAUGGCAAGAAAGUUGGUAAAGUAAAUGUCUUUCGGGACCUUUUGUAGUAGUUUGUAUAACUUCUUAAAAGUUAUGAUUCCCGAUAACCAGCUGUAACACAGCUGAGAGAUUUUUAAUCAGAUCAAGUAAUUCCUCUCACUAAAUUUUACCCAAAAUUCAAUGUCUAAUAUGGCAGAAGUGGCUAGACACCCAUUUUCACAUUCCCAUCUGUCACUAAUUGGUCUAUCUUUCCUGGUGGUACAGGAAAGCUCAGCUACUGAUUUUUAUGAUUUAGAACUGUAUGUCAGACAUCCAUGUUUGUAAAACUACACAUCCCUAUGUGUGCCAUACAGUUUAACAUAAGUCUUGUGAAUUUAUUCACUGUUGAGAAUUAUCAUUUUAAACAAAAUAGAAGCUAUAGUAGCCCUUUCUGUGUGCACCUUACCAGCUUUCUGUAAACUCAAAACUUAACAUAUUUACUAAGCCACAAGAAAUUUGAUUUGUAUUCAAGGUGGCCAAAUUAUUUGUGUAAUAGAAAACUGAAAAUAUAAUAUUAAACAUAUGAAACUUCUAAUAUAUUUUUAUAUUUAGUUAUAGUUUCAGAUAUAUAUCAUAUUGGUAUUCACUAAUCUGGGAAGGGAAGGGCUACUGCAGCUUUACAUGCAACUUAUUAAAAUGAUUGUAAAAUAGCUUGUAUAGUAUAAAAUAAGAAUGAUUUUUAGAUGAGAAUGUUUUAUCAUGACAUGUUAUAUAUUUUUUGUAGGGGUCAAAGAAAUGUUGAUGGAUAGCCUAUAUGAUUUAUAGCGUGUGCAAGCAUUCAUACAGGCAGCAGUGGUCUCAGAAACCAAACAGGUUUGCUCUAGGGAAAGAAAGAGAUAGAGACUGGCCCUGUGUGCAGUGAAGGUUGCUGAGGCUCUGACCUGAUCAGAUCACGGAGGAAGUAAUCCUCUGCUUCCCAUUCUGACCACUCUUCUCAUUCCAACAGUGAGUCUGUCAGAGCAGGUUCAGUUUACUAAAUCUCCCACUGCGCUAAAGUGUGUAAGCAGGAGACAGAAAGGUGGUGCUUAAAUACUUACAGGCACCAUCUAAUAGCGGGGUUACUUUCACAUACAGCUUCUCAACAGUUUAAUAAAAACAGAGGCAUUAGAAGUUUGGCAAUAAUAUGCAUAGAGGUACCAGCAAUAUGUAAAUAGUGCAGAAUCUCAUAGGUUGCCAAUAAUACACUAAUUCCUUUCUGUCCUACAACAAUAGUUCAUUUCUAAAUAAAAUGAGAACAUGUUUAUGUUUUCUUUGGCUGCUUUUUGAAUGUUAUUUGUUAUUUUCAGUAUUUUGGAGAAAUCAUUUAAUAAACACCGUAAUCAUUCGCUUUUUUCCAUGCUCUCUAAAAGGGAACGUUCCUGUUAUAAUGGUUUAAAUUGAUCUCCCAGUAUUUUAAGAUGGUUUGUAACCCAGCUAGAUGUGAAAUUUAUUGUGCCUAAGAAAUAUUGCUUGGAUAUUAUUAUCAAUGACAGUGUUAAGUUUCAAAAAGAGCUUCUGAAAAAUAGAUUAUUGUUACUUUAUAGAAUGUUAUAUGGUUAAAACCAGAAAGCACAUCACACAUUGAUCUUAUUUCAGUCCCAACAACUUUGGCUCUCAAAAAAUAGUCAGUGAAAAAUAUGUGCCCUUUGUUGUCAAUAGGAAGCCAAAUGACAUUCAUUUAAAAAAAAAAAAAAAACUAUAGGAGGCUUUUCAUUAAGGGUAAAAGGAAGCUGUGCCCUUUUAGAAUAUGUGGGGGAAAAAGAAAGUUAUCUUAAUUAUGUUUGUUUGAGUAUAAUUAUGGAUAAAAAAGAUAUGGUGCUGUCUGAAAGUAGCUUCAUUUUCUACAUAUGUGGUUAUCUUGCAAUCCCAAAUACUGAAGUUUGUAGUAAUUUCAGUGAGAGUUGGUGAGAUGUGUAGGUGACUCACAACGAAUCCUGAAAAGCAUUUUUAAUUAAUGGUGGAUGUUUUUAGGCAUUGCUCAGUGUUUUUAGGCAUUGCUCUGGGAUACUUAUUAUACAGGCAGAACUCAGGAGCUAAGGGCAUAACACUUUUAGGGUAUAUAUACCCAACCAUCUAAAACUAUGGAAGGGGAACCUAAAAGAGCACUUGCCUUCUCUUGGGCAGAAAAAAAACCAAAAAAAAAAACAAAAAAAAACAAAACUUGGCCAGCCCAGGAGGAAAACUAACAAGAAUAGUGUCUAUGAAGAGAGCCUGAUGAUGAUUAGCAUAGGAUAAGCUCUGGGCAUGUACAUAGAGGAAAGCCAGCUUCACUUCAGAAUUUGCGGGUAGGGGGAGAUGGGCAAUUCCAAUUUUAUCGAAGUCUUAUCAUUUUAGUUCCCUUUUAAAUACCCUGAAACUACAUCAACAUGGAAUGAACAAUAUUAAUAUAUUUUGAUCUGGUGAAAUUCAAGAACCAUGGUAGCCUUCAGUGAGAUUUCAAUCUUGGUUGGUCACCCAACAACUGUAGCUGUAGAUGAAUGUGUUUUUAUGUGCCUGGUUUCAGUGAUGGAAAGGAAAAUAAAAAUGUAAAGAGGACAUUUUAAACCCCUUUGAAUGGAAGUUUCAUCAUUUUCCAGACUUUUCAAUCAACUUGGCCCACCAGGGAUUAGUGUCCAGGUUUUCAGGAAAGGAUUAGAUUCUCUCUAGAAAAUAUUUGAAGAAGGAUUUUAUUUUCUGAUGAAAGGCUGUAUGAAAAUACCCUCCUCAAAUAACUUGCUUAACUACGUAUAGAUUCAAGUGUGUCAAUAUUCUAUUUUGUAUAUUAAACAAAUGCUAUAUAAUGGGGAAAAAUCUAUAUUAUACUGUGUAUGGCAUUAUUGAGAAGCUUUUUCAUUAUUUUUUAAUCACAGUAAUUUUAAAAUGUGUAAAAAUUAAAACCAGUGACUCCUGUUUAAAAAUAAAAGUUGUAGUUUUUUAUUCAUGCUGAAUAAUAAUCUGUAGUAAAAAAAAAAAUGUCUUUCUACCUACACAGUGAAAUGUCAGACUGUAAAAUCUUGUGUGGAAAUGUUUAACUUUCAUUUUUCAUUUAAAUUUGCUGUUCUGGUAUUACCAAACCACACAUUUGUACUGAACUGGCAGUAAAUGUUAGUUAGCCAUUUACAGCAAUGCCAAAUAUGGAGAAACAUCAUAAUAAAAAAAAAUCUGCUUUUUCAA
This is a messenger RNA of Galeopterus variegatus (Sunda flying lemur), 6888 nucleotides long. RefSeq names its product nuclear receptor subfamily 3, group C, member 1 (glucocorticoid receptor) (gene NR3C1). Gene Ontology annotation, cellular component: nucleus. NCBI's taxonomy places the organism in Eukaryota, Metazoa, Chordata, Mammalia, Dermoptera, Cynocephalidae. The transcript is spliced from 9 exons. Gene Ontology annotation, biological process: regulation of DNA-templated transcription; nuclear receptor-mediated glucocorticoid signaling pathway. The coding region runs from base 455 to 2782 and encodes 775 amino acids. The record is from RefSeq and is a predicted model, not a curated record. Gene Ontology annotation, molecular function: zinc ion binding; sequence-specific DNA binding; nuclear glucocorticoid receptor activity.